AGUUGUCUCUGCCCUGACCAAAGAUGGCGGCCCGAGCGCCGCUCGCCCACCUCCCGUAACCAAUGGAGCCCCGACGCUCGGCUGACUCACCAGGGCGACCUCGGCACUACGUUGCAUGAUGCAACGCUCGAGUCUGGGAAGCCUCCGGUGCACGUUAGGGUGAUAAGGCGGUGUCGGUGUUGUGGUCGUUGUCCUUGGAGGUGAUCAGAGCGACCGCAGGGAUGGUGCUAGCAGAGCUGUAUGUCUCAGAUCGAGAGGGAAAUGAUGCCACGGGAGAUGGAACCAAGGAGAAACCAUUUAAAACGGGUCUCAAGGCUUUGAUGACAGUAGGAAAAGAACCGUUUCCUACUAUUUACGUAGAUUCACAAAAAGAAAAUGAGAGGUGGGAUGUUAUUUCUAAAUCACAGAUGAAGAAUAUUAGAAAAAUGUGGCAUAGGGAACAAAUGAAGAAUGAGUCCCGGGAAAAGAAAGAAGCAGAAGAUAAUUUGCGAAGAGAAAAGAACCUAGAAGAAGCAAAAAAGAUUACCAUUAAAAACGAUUCAAGUCUUCCAGAAGCAAAAUGUGUAAGUGUGUAUAUCAUUUCGAAUAUCGUGGACUUGGCUACAUUAAAUUACAAAAAAGGAAUCUGUAGUGCCUUGAGAACAGCCUGGCUAAAUUUUUAUUUCUCAUUUUUAGGGAAGAAUUUAAUGUUUCUGGUAUUGCGGGAUGGUACAGGUUAUCUUCAGUGUGUCUUGUCGGAUGAGUUGUGCCAGUGUUACAACGGAGUAGUCUUGUCUACUGAGAGUAGUGUUGCAGUGUAUGGAAUGCUAAAUCUUACCCCAAAGGGCAAGCAGGCUCCAGGGGGCCACGAGCUGAGUUGUGACUUCUGGGAACUGCUUGGGUUGGCCCCUGCUGGAGGCGCUGAUAACUUGAUCAACGAAGAGUCUGACGUCGACGUCCAGCUCAACAAUAGACACAUGAUGAUCCGAGGAGAAAAUAUGUCCAAAAUCCUAAAAGCACGUUCCGUAGUCACCAGGUGCUUCAGAGAUCACUUCUUUGAUAGGGGGUACUGUGAAGUGACGCCUCCAACACUAGUGCAAACGCAAGUGGAAGGGGGUGCUACGCUCUUCAAGCUUGACUAUUUCGGGGAAGAGGCAUUUUUGACUCAGUCCUCUCAGUUGUACCUGGAGACCUGCCUUCCAGCCCUGGGGGAUGUCUUUUGUAUCACACAGUCAUACAGGGCGGAACAGUCUAGAACACGAAGGCACCUGGCUGAGUACAGUCAUGUGGAAGCCGAGUGCCCUUUCCUGACCUUUGAGGAUCUCCUGAACCGAUUGGAGGACUUGAUCUGUGACGUGGUAGAUAGAGUCUUGAAGUCUCCUGCAGCAAGUGUAGUGUAUGACCUCAACCCGAACUUUAAGCCCCCCAAACGGCCUUUCAGACGGAUGAACUAUUCAGAUGCUAUUGUGUGGCUAAAAGAACACAAUAUAAAAAAAGAAGAUGGAACUUUCUAUGAAUUUGGAGAAGAUAUCCCAGAAGCUCCUGAGAGACUGAUGACAGACACCAUUAAUGAACCCAUCUUGCUGUGUCGAUUUCCUGUGGAGAUCAAGUCCUUCUAUAUGCAGCGAUGUCCUGAGGAUUCCCGUCUUACCGAAUCUGUUGACGUCUUGAUGCCCAAUGUUGGUGAGAUUGUGGGAGGCUCAAUGCGUAUCUGGGACAGUGAAGAAAUACUGGCAGGUUAUAAAAGGGAAGGGAUUGACCCCACUCCCUACUACUGGUAUACAGAUCAGAGAAAAUAUGGUACCUGUCCUCAUGGAGGAUUUGGCUUGGGUCUGGAACGGUUCUUAACUUGGAUCCUGAAUAGAUACCACAUCCGAGAUGUGUGCUUAUACCCCCGGUUUGUCCAGCGCUGCACGCCAUAACUGAGUCCCCCUGAAGCAUGAAGGAAAAAAUAUGGUUCAUGAAAGGGAUAGGCUGCCUCUUUAAAAAAAAACAAAAAGCCAGAAUCUUCCCUUUUUGUUCCAUUGGUGUAUAACUGUUUCUAUUCUCUAUGUUUUUUAUUCCUUCUACCAUAAAAAGUAGCCCAGAUUACUUGAACAUCAAGUGAUGUUGAUAUUGUCAUUUUAAGAAAAAUAUCCAUUACAAAGUUUGGGGGAAAUACAUGGCAAGUAACUCUAUAGUUGAGGAUACAGAUCAGCUUUUUAUCCAGUUAUAGGUCAUAAUUUUGGGGUUAUAUACAUAAUUAAACAGUUUUAAAUUAUGGUCUAAGACAUUCCAGUAACUUAAUUUUUCUGUCUUUUUAAGUGUAACUGGAAUUCUCUAAUUUAUUUUAUUGCAUCAUUGAGUUAAAACAAACAUCUUGGGUGGAAAUUGGCAAUAUGGUGUGAAAAUCUGCUGGUAGUAGAACAGGGUAUAAUUCAGCAGUAGAUACUAGAAUCAAAUGAAUGUGCAAGUCUUGCGCAUCAGUUAUUAACCUUUUCUGAAUCUGCAUAGCUACUUAUAAUUCUGAGGCAUACAAAUUGAUACGGAAGGAUUUGUAAGAAUGGAAUUUCCUUAAUAUGAAAUAAGAGCAUAAUUUGAGGAGAUACUUAAAUGAUUCACAGCAUCCCUCUUAGCAUUAGUUUAAGCUAAAGAGGCAGACUGAUCUUCCCUUUCCUGGUAAUUCCUAAGUAAUUAAGAAUAAAUAAGUUCAAAAACAAUUUGCUGCUAGCAUCUUAAUAACAACUGUAAGUGGCUGUUUGAGUUGCCCCUGCCAUGUCCUUAGAUCUAAUCUGUGCUACCUUAUUAACUCACAGCAGGCUUCUUGAAUGGCUUCAUUUCAGAUUUAGUUAAUUUCUCCCCCAAAUGCAUGUCAUGUAUUCUCAGUAGGCUGUAUUCCCAGCAAUCAAUAAAUGAACACACGUAAAAACUC
This is a messenger RNA of Propithecus coquereli (Coquerel's sifaka), 2890 nucleotides long. RefSeq names its product asparaginyl-tRNA synthetase (gene NARS1). The transcript is spliced from 14 exons. Gene Ontology annotation, molecular function: nucleic acid binding; asparagine-tRNA ligase activity; ATP binding. The coding region runs from base 222 to 1901 and encodes 559 amino acids. The record is from RefSeq and is a predicted model, not a curated record. Gene Ontology annotation, cellular component: cytoplasm. Lineage: Eukaryota; Metazoa; Chordata; Mammalia; Primates; Indriidae. Gene Ontology annotation, biological process: asparaginyl-tRNA aminoacylation.